Rotaria socialis is the source of this 2514-nucleotide messenger RNA. Lineage: Eukaryota; Metazoa; Rotifera; Eurotatoria; Philodinida; Philodinidae. The record is from the annotation of a GenBank genome assembly.
AUGGUUAAAACUUUAUUUGGAUUAUGCCUUUUACUUGUUUUGGUUUAUGCAGAUGCUGCAAAGUCAAAUAUUAAUUUUAAUGAGAAAUGUCAGGCUCUUAAUUGUAAUGCAGAGACAGAGAUCUGUCGUAUAAAUCCAAAAUGCGAUGAUAGUAAUCAAGAUGAUGUCUCGAAUUGUGUCUAUUGUAGUUUAAAAGAUGAUUUAAACCAAAAUAAGGUUUCUAAAACUUUACUUGCGUCAUCAGUAUCACAACAACAACAACAGCAACCACCAUUAGCACCUCGUCUAUUAGCUAAAUCGGGCGGUACAAGAAUACUUGCUGACAAUCGUGGUAGUCUAUCAUCGUCUACGACGACUCCAAUAGUAACAGCGAGUACUAACAAGAAUAAAACAGCUGACGAUUUAUCGUAUGAUGAUUACUAUGAGUACGACGAAGAUGAAACAUCGGACAAAAAUACAUUUGGCGAAGAAGAUGAAUAUCUUGAUGAUUAUGCAGAACCAUUAGACUCUGUCGUUAAAGGUAUGGAACCUAUUCGCAAAUUAGGCGUUUGUCCAAAAGUUCUUGAUGCUACUGGUAAUUGCGAUCCAACCGAAAUUAUUCAAUCCGAUUGUCGUUUUGAUACGGAUUGCCCGGGCGAUAAUAAAUGCUGCGAUACAGCCUGUGGAAAACGCGUCUGUUUAGCUUCCAUAACAACGAGUAUUUCGGUUUGUCCAUCAUCAUUUACUUGUAAACUUAAUUGUCACCUUGGAUAUCGAACUGACUCGAAUGGAUGUCUUUUAUGUGAAUGUCAAUCGUGUCCGCCAAUGGAACAAUGCAAUAAAAAUUGUCCUUCGGGUUAUUUAAAAGAUUUAUUCGGUUGUAAUAUAUGUGAAUGUAGUGAUCAAUGUCCACCGUUUUCAUGUGGUCUUUUGUGUCCAGCAGAUGUUGGCUUUGCAAAAUCUGCGGAUGAUUGCCCACUAUGUCAAUGUGCAACCGCAAAAUCAAAACCAACAGAAUACACAACAUCUUGUCAAAGCGACGUGCAUUGCCCUCCAGGUUUUCGAUGUCUUAAUGAUGCACGUAAUGUGCCCAUGUGUCAAGCAGAUAUUCACCAGGUUUCGACAUUUAUACAAUCAGCAAUAGUUUCGGCACCUAUUGCACCGCCAGCAGCAACAAAAGAAUGUCCUAACGAUUUAGCUGCUACUUGUGAUCUCCGAUGUCAAAAUGGAGAUUACGUACUUGACACGAAAGGAUGUCCAACAUGUGCGUGUAUUUCAAACGCAUCAGUACAACGCGUCGGACGACCACCAAUAAAAUGUCCCUUAUAUAAAUGUCGAGCUAACUGUGGGCUUGGUGGCUAUGUCGUAGAUGAAAAAGGUUGUCAAACAUGCAAAUGUACAUCAACAAGUACAAAUGAUGUUGUACCAAAACCAUCUGUAGACUGUGGAGCACGUCCUAUGUGCCGUAUGUUUUGUGAAAAUGGUUUUCGUCGUGAUGAAAAUGGAUGCGAAAUCUGUCAAUGUAAUGAUUCUCCACAAGCAUGCCCAGUGAAAAUUUGUCAAAAUACAUGUUUACAUGGCUAUAGAAAAGAUUACAGCGGUUGUCAAACAUGCCAAUGUGAAUGUUCAUCAAUAACCUGCGCAAAUAAUUGUACAAAAGGCCCGAAGAAAGAUGAAAAUGGUUGUCCUACAUGUUCAUGUGUCGAUGAUGAAAUAAAACAAAUUACUGAUGGUGAUUGUCCAUUACAAAAAUGCAAAAUGUUCUGUAUGUAUGGCUAUAAGAAGAAUAGUGCUGGCUGUGAAUUAUGUGAAUGUGAUUGGGCACCUGUGGCAGAAAAUAUUCAAUGUAGCACGAGAAUUCCAUGCACAGGCAGUCGUGUAUGCAAUUCGAAAUUGAAACUAUGCGAAUUAGUAAGCGCCGACAAAGUUAAUUGGUUUGUUUUUGAUUUUGAUGUUGCCACGGAUUUAUUUCAAGAUAAAAAAUUUGUCCUUGCUUUUAAAAACGGCUUAAUUAAUAAUAUUGCUACAAAAUAUGAAUUAGAACCUUCGCAAAUAACUAUAUCAUCAGUUGAACAUUAUGGUAUGACAUCAUUUCAAGUAAUGCCUUUCUAUUCGGAGAAUAUGGAUGAUUUUCAAAAGAAAAUGGAUCAAAUUGAUAAUGAUUUAAAUUCAUAUGAAUUUCGAAAACUUUUACCAGCUGUCGUACGUGCAGUUGACAAAGAUACAAAUAUUGGACGUGAUUCAAAAUGGAGUCGUUAUGUAAGAAAAAAUCCACGUCUUACACUUUACAUUGCUGCCAUCUUACUUGGAUUGACGGCAAUUAUUUUUGCUGGAGUAUAUGUUCUCAUAUUCCGCCAACGUGUCAAGUAUCCAGGCCGUUCAGAAUCAAAAACACCUAUCUAUGAUACAUCAUAUCAUCCAGCACCGACAGAAGACGAUCUUUAUCACGCAGUACAUGCACCAGACGGAACAGCAUACGUUGUCGUUGAAAGUGAAGAAAAUCAAGCAUCCAACGAUAAACGAGCACUUGUUUAA